Messenger RNA from Astyanax mexicanus (Mexican tetra), 1882 nucleotides. RefSeq names its product cytochrome P450 2J4. Gene Ontology annotation, biological process: xenobiotic metabolic process. The transcript is spliced from 9 exons. Gene Ontology annotation, molecular function: oxidoreductase activity, acting on paired donors, with incorporation or reduction of molecular oxygen, reduced flavin or flavoprotein as one donor, and incorporation of one atom of oxygen; heme binding; iron ion binding. The record is from RefSeq and is a predicted model, not a curated record. The coding region runs from base 85 to 1572 and encodes 495 amino acids. Gene Ontology annotation, cellular component: cytoplasm; intracellular membrane-bounded organelle. NCBI's taxonomy places the organism in Eukaryota, Metazoa, Chordata, Actinopteri, Characiformes, Acestrorhamphidae.
CACUGAACUACAACACCACACACGUUCCUUGUUUUCCUUUACAUUCCGUUUCUGUCUGUCGCUCACCGUGUCACCGGAUUAACCAUGGUGUCUUUACCAUUCCUAGAGAGUUUUGAUAUGAAGAGUCUGCUUUUUAUUUUGGCAUUUUUGCUGAUUCUCGACUACUUAAAGAACAAAAAUUCUCUGAACUUUCCCUCUGGACCCUUGGCACUCCCGUUCCUCGGAAACAUCUUGGACAUUGCCUCCCCACAGCCACAUAUUUACUUAACCAAGCUUGGCAAGGCCUACAACAACAUAUUUUCCAUGCGAAUAGGCCAACAGAAGAUGAUCCUUCUCACAGGUUACAAAAUGGUGAAGGAAGCUUUGGUGAACCAGACGGACAAUUUUGUGGAUAGGCCUUACAGUCCCCUUGCAGAGAGGAUCUACUCAGGCAAUGGUGGACUGUUUACCAGCAAUGGUAACUUGUGGAAGAAGCAGCGACGCUUUGCUCUGUCAACACUGAGAAACUUUGGGCUUGGAAAGAAGACUAUGGAGCUCGCCAUCUGUGAGGAGAGCCAUUUUCUGCUGGAUGAAAUGGACAGACACAAAGGACAGGCUUUUGAUCCUUCUGGACUUUUCAACAAUGCUGUUUCCAACAUCAUUUGCCAGUUAGUGUUCGGCCAGAGAUAUGAUUAUGCAGACUAUGACUUCCAGCAGAUGCUGAAGUACACAUCUGAAGCAAUUCACCUAGAGGGCUCCAUUUGGGGAUGGCUUUAUGAAUCAUUUCCUAACAUUAUGAAGCAUCUUCCUGGCCGACACAAUGUUAUUUUUAGCAACUAUGAACACGUUUCUGAAUUUAUAAAAAAGAACUUGGACAAGCACAAAGCAAACCUGGACCCCUCCAAUCCUCGAGACUACAUGGACAGCUUUCUGAUUGAGAAAGAGAAUUCUCAUGAUCCAGCUGAUGGUUUUAGUGACAAAAAUCUGGUUAGGUGUACACUGGACCUGUUUCUCGCAGGAACUGAAACCACUACUACUUCACUGGGCUGGGCUCUCAUCUACCUUGCCAAAAAUCCAGAAAUACAGGAUAAAGUGCAGGAGGAGAUAGACAGAGUGAUUGGGCAGUCCCGACAACCCGGCAUGGCCGACAAACCCAACAUGCCCUACACUGAAGCUGUCAUCCACGAGAUCCUGAGGAGAGGAGACAUUGUGCCUCUGAGCGGACUUCGAGUAGCAGCGAAGGACACGACACUUGGAGGAUACGCCAUUCUAAAAGGAACCACAAUUAUGCCCAUACUUCACUCUGUAUUGUUUGAUGAAGAUGAGUGGGAGACACCCAACAGCUUCAAUCCUCAGCACUUCCUUGAUAAAGAGGGCAAGUUUGUGAGGAGAGAUGCGUUUCUGGCCUUCUCUGCAGGGAAGAGAGUGUGUCUAGGAGAACAGCUGGCGAGGAUGGAGCUCUUCCUGUUCUUCACCUGCCUCUUCCAGAAGUUCCGCUUCUCUGAAGUGGAGGGGGAAGAGCUGGACACAGAGGGCAUUCUGGGAGUCACACUAACUCCUCGCCCUUAUAAAAUCCAUGCAAAGGCACGAUGAGCACAUUCCACUACACACGCUUAACAUACAUCUCAUACAUAACAAUACAACUGUUCCACUUCUGGAACUUCUGUUAUGACUUAUGAACAUGACAAAAUGUUAAAAAACUGAAGCAUACAUCAGAGAACAGCUUCACCGGGGGUAAGCUUGAUUUUGCAUAAAAAAAUGACCUGAAAGUAGAAUUUUAAAAGACAUGCAGAGUGUUUUUUUUAUUUGACCUAACAAUAAAACAAUAAAGAUUCCAACAAUCUGCUCUGUACAAUAAUUUCUCAUGUAUUUUAAAAUGAAAUAAACUUUAACUCUUAAUGAA